AUGAAAGCCAAGUAUAAUUUGAGGAGUUCAAUUCUUGAGGCCUCAAGUGGGAAUCGACCAUCUUAUGCUUGGAGGAGUAUACAACGGUCGUAUGAUCUUCUCAAAGAAGGGUUGAUAUGGAGAAUCGGGAAUGGGAGUAGUGUUAAAAUCUGGGGUGAGAAGUGGAUUCCAAAGCCAAACACUUACAAGGUGCAAUCCCACCCCCAUACACUAGAUCGUGAAUCGGUAGUGAGUGUCCUUAUUGAUCUUGACACUAGAUGGUGGAACCAGCCUUUGCUCAAGGAGAUAUUCACACCAGAGGAGAUCACCUUAAUUCAGACUAUACCAAUUGGGGGUACCUCUCAACGCAAUUUGCAAAUUUGGAGAGGAACGACCUCGGGAAUCUUCACGGUUAGGAGUGUAUAUCACCUUGUAAAAAAGAUUACUACGGGCUCAAAGGCAGAGACGCCGAGCCGGGACAGUGACAGUCCUGUUUGGCAAGGAUUAUGGGGUUUAACAAUUGCAAAUGCGAGUAAGAAUUUCAUGUGGAGAGCUUGUCACGAUUUGCUACCGACAAGAAACAAUCUAGUUCGAAAGAAAAUUACUAUUGAUCCCAUGUGUCUGAUAUGUGGGAGAGAAGUUGAAACUACUUUCCAUAUAAUUUGGGCAUGCUCCUCUUUGAUGGAUGUAUGGAGUGGGGGAUCACGCACAUUUCAGAAAUUCAUUCCACUAUCUUCUGAUUUGUUACUGUUGGCGGAAGGAAUAUACCAGAAAUGUGAGAGAGAAGAAUUCACUAUUUUUGUGGAAACAUUGAGGAAAAUUUGGUUCCGCAGAAAUAGGUGGAUACACGAAGGUGUUUUUACCCCCCCAAAUGAAGUGCAUGGGCAGGAUGGCGGUGAUGGCUGUGGAGGAGUUCACGCGGUGUAA
Messenger RNA from Corylus avellana, 906 nucleotides. Lineage: Eukaryota; Viridiplantae; Streptophyta; Magnoliopsida; Fagales; Betulaceae. The record is from RefSeq and is a predicted model, not a curated record.